AUGCGCGUCAGGCGGGUCAAACUGCGCCGCGAGCUCUCCACAAACAGCUUCCGGGGCAGCGUGUACAUUGAGUUCGCGGAGGCCGCCUCUGCACAUGCCGCGGUCAGCAACCCCCCGCAGCAGCCCCACACCAGCAGCGCCUCACCUGCCGGCGUGCCCCAGAAUUUCCAUGUCAUGAUGAAAGCCGACUAUGAGCGCAAGCGCGCCAAUGCGUCCAGCUCCGGCGGCGGCGGCAAGAGCGGCACUGGCUCCGCGCACAAACGUGCACGGCAUCGCAGCGAAGGCCCUUCCUCGUCCUCGCAGCGGCAUCCGCCGCCGCAUCCGCCGCUACCGCCACUUUUUGGGGACCAGUUCGGCCCGGUGGCAGUCGUGUCAGCCAGCACCGAACAACAUCAACAUCACCACCACAAUCACAGUCACCAGCAGCAGCAGGAAAUCCAGCACUUGCGGCAGGUCGUUGAGGAGCGUGAGUUAACUGUACGGAACCUGGAGGAGUCCUUGCGGAAGGAAAGGGAAGAGAACCAGCGGCUUUAUCAGCGGUUAGAAGAGGCGCAGGGACGCGCGCAGGAAGCGACCACACGAGAGGCGGCAGCGAACCAAAAGGCGCUCGCACGCGACGUGGAGAUCGGGUCCUUGAAGGGCGAGAUUUCCAUGUUGCGGACUCAGGUUGUGCGUGGCUCAGCACAGCUCGAGCGACAGAGUGCGGCACAUAAGGCCCGCGUAUCAGAGCUCGAAGCCUCUCUGCAGCGCCUGAAGGACUCGCUAAUGGAGAAGGAGCGGGAGGAGCGAGAGCUGCGGAAAGCCGCCGCAGCCGCCGCAGCCGCCACCAGUCGAGGCGGCGAGAACGGUGGCGAUGGCGGCGGAAGCGAAGGCGGAAGGAGAGUCCGGGCUUCCGGCAACGACGGAAAAGGAGUUGCGCCUCUGGUCCACGUGUGGGGGUCCAUGGCGUGCCGUGGCGAGACGCAUAUGCCGGGUGGCGCGAGGACGGAGGUAUGUCUCUUUGGAAGGAUACAGCUCCCAGCGUUCCAUUCCACUUGCUGGUCCAUUUAG
Volvox carteri f. nagariensis is the source of this 1050-nucleotide messenger RNA. RefSeq lists its product as uncharacterized. The transcript is spliced from 6 exons. The record is from RefSeq and is a predicted model, not a curated record. Bases 1 to 1050 code for a protein of 349 amino acids. Lineage: Eukaryota; Viridiplantae; Chlorophyta; Chlorophyceae; Chlamydomonadales; Volvocaceae.